This is a messenger RNA of Ctenopharyngodon idella (grass carp), 756 nucleotides long. Its product is annotated as CD209 antigen-like protein C. NCBI's taxonomy places the organism in Eukaryota, Metazoa, Chordata, Actinopteri, Cypriniformes, Xenocyprididae. The record is from RefSeq and is a predicted model, not a curated record. The transcript is spliced from 5 exons. The coding region runs from base 1 to 756 and encodes 251 amino acids.
AUGUCCGGACGGGACCGGCGUAGACGAGGAGGAUUCGAGGGUGGGGACUUGGAAAGUGAUUCUGUGAGGAUCAGAAGCUCCAGAGCAGCUCUAGUGUGUUUGGGGCUGCUGUGUGUUCUUCUGCUGACUGCAGUCAUAGUGCUGUGUGUCUACAUCCAUACAAAGAGCACAAACUACAAAGAAGAGAGAGACCAACUAAUAACCAAGACUACCAACCUCACAGAAGAGAGAGACCAGUUAAUAAUCCAGAAUGGUAAUCUGACUAAAGAGAGAGACCAGUUGAAAUCAGAAAAAAACAAACAGAUAUGUUUUGGCAAAGUAGGUAAGUUUCUUACUUGUAACUUAGCUAUGAAGUCAACGGCCAAUCUGGUUGUUUUAGUAGAUGGAUGGACAAACUAUCAGUACAGUGUUUACUUCAUUUCCUCUGAGAAGAAGAACUGGACUGAGAGCAGAAGAUACUGUAGAGAUAGAGGAGCAGAUCUGAUCAUAAUAAACAGCAAUGAGGAGCAAAAUUUUGUCAAAAACAUUACUAGUUCUGCUGAUUUAGUCUGGAUUGGUCUGACUGACAGUGAUGUGGAGGGCACAUGGAAAUGGGUUGAUGGCACUAAAGUGACCUCUGGUUUCAGGUUCUGGAGGUAUGGAGAGCCAUAUGGAUACACAAACGAGAACUGUGCUCUGACUCAUUCACUAGGAUGGGCUGAUUAUCCAUGUAAUGAUCAUCAUAAAUGGAUCUGUGAGAAGACUAUUUUUAAAUGA